AUGACAGAAUAUAAAUUGACAUAUUUUAACUUUAGCGGAUUAGGGGAACCUAUAAGAUUUAUAUUGUCCUAUAUGGGAAAAGAAUUUCAAGACAUUCGCAUUUCUUUUGAAGAAUGGUCGCAAUUGAAGAAGAAAACACCAUUUGGCAAAGUUCCCUUUUUAGAAAUUGAUGGUAAAGUCAUUCAUCAGACGAUCGCUAUUUUAAGAUAUCUGGCACCUCAGGCUGGUUUGGCUGGAAAAAAUGCUGAGGAAGAUUUGGAAAUUGAUAUGGUUGUUGGAGCUUAUGGAGACCUAGCUGCAGAGUUUUCAAGAUACUGGAAAACACAAAACCCAGACGAGAAAGAAAAAUUGAAGGAAACCAUUAUUAAUGAGACAAUUCCAUUUUACAUGUCUAAGUUUGAAACUAUUUUGAAAAAUAAUGGAGGAUAUUUAGCAAAUGGAAAACUCUCGUGGGCUGAACUGUAUUUUGUCGGCCAUAGUUCAUCUAUACGUGGUGCGAUUGGGUUGGAUUUAAAUGAGAAAUAUCCCUUUUGGAAAGAACUGACUGAAAAGGUUCACUCUCUUCCUGGAAUCAAAGAAUGGCUCAAAAAAUAGACCAGUGUCUAUUUAUAAACAA
Nezara viridula (southern green stink bug) is the source of this 616-nucleotide messenger RNA. The record is from the annotation of a GenBank genome assembly. NCBI's taxonomy places the organism in Eukaryota, Metazoa, Arthropoda, Insecta, Hemiptera, Pentatomidae.